Molecule: messenger RNA, 867 nt
Organism: Zingiber officinale
Lineage: Eukaryota; Viridiplantae; Streptophyta; Magnoliopsida; Zingiberales; Zingiberaceae
Product: glycine, alanine and asparagine-rich protein-like
Exons: 3
Coding region: 1-867 (288 amino acids)
Source: RefSeq, a predicted model, not a curated record
AUGGUGGGUGGUACCGAAUGUGGAGCAACCGGUACCGCUAGUGCAGGUGUUGCUGGGUACACUAUAGGCACUGGGGGCACUGGCGCUGCUGGUGCCGGGUAUACGAUAGGUCCAGGUGGUGGUGGUGCCGGGUACACCGCAGACUCUGCUGGAGCAGGCGUCGGGUAUGUCAGUGGUACCCCUGGUGGUACCGCAAAUACGGUAGGGGUGGGUACAACCAGUGCAGCUAAGAUAGCGAAUAUUGUCAUGGAGUCAGUGAUGGCUGGUAUUCUGAAGAGGAAGGCGGUGGCACUUGAAGUCGCGGCGGCCAAAGAGAUAGAAGCGCUCGGCAUCCAGCCGGUCGGAUCUAAUGAGGGGGAGAGCGGGACCCAUGCUGGGGAGUCGGCCGCUCAGGCUUCCCUUCCAGAGCAAGCGGCUGGCGCAACUGCUAGUCGGGAGCCUUCCACUCAGGAGGAGGGCUCGGCGCAAGAGGAAGAGCGCGCCCUUCGACAAAAAAGACGCCGGGCGGAAACGCCACUCCGCUCGGCUACUUCUGCGAUCCAUCCAUCCGAACGGGUCGCCGCCGCUUCUCGAGGCAAAGCUCCAGAGAUCGAGGCGAUUUCGUCCGAUUGGACUCCCUCCCAACUUGACGUGCCGGCGGACCCUCUUGAGGCCGUUCCAGUCAACAUCCUUCCGCCCGCUCCUCGCCAAAGAUGGGUGGAGGAGAUUACGGUCUCCAAUCGGCUUGUCAUGGUGGAUGAGGAGCUCAAACGACUACGGAGUUCGGGUGGCGCUCCUUCCCAAGGCCCUUCAUAUGCCGAUCUUCAGAAGGAGCUUAAAAAGGCCCAAGAUUUGUUGGAGGCCGAGCGGAAGAAGACAGCCGAUUAG